This is a messenger RNA of Mucor velutinosus, 297 nucleotides long. RefSeq names its product 60S ribosomal protein L15. The record is from RefSeq and is a predicted model, not a curated record. Lineage: Eukaryota; Fungi; Mucoromycota; Mucoromycetes; Mucorales; Mucoraceae. Bases 1 to 297 code for a protein of 98 amino acids. Gene Ontology annotation, biological process: proteasome assembly; mRNA export from nucleus; double-strand break repair via homologous recombination. Gene Ontology annotation, cellular component: proteasome regulatory particle, lid subcomplex; proteasome complex. The transcript is spliced from 3 exons.
AUGACCAAUCCAACAUCCAAGACCACGACUGAUCAAGACGCAUCUAAAAAGGAAGAAGCGUCCAACAUUGACUUGGUUCACAAGGCACAUGGCCAGUUGGGCGCGUUGGAAGAUGAUGACGAGUUUGAAGAAUUUGAAGCUGAAGAAUGGGAGGAAACCAACAAUGAAGACCAAAAUGAUGAUAGUUUAUGGGAUGAUAAUUGGGAUGACGACGAUGUUGAGGAGGAUUUCUACAAGAUCGUUCAAGCUGAAUCCAGCCAAAAUGCCACAGCAGAAUCACAAUCAAUGGCAUUGUAA